This is a messenger RNA of Penicillium canescens, 396 nucleotides long. RefSeq lists its product as uncharacterized. Bases 1 to 396 code for a protein of 131 amino acids. The transcript has 2 exons. Lineage: Eukaryota; Fungi; Ascomycota; Eurotiomycetes; Eurotiales; Aspergillaceae. The record is from RefSeq and is a predicted model, not a curated record.
AUGGCCGACGACGACACUAUUGAAGAAACCAAGCAAACGCUGGUCCAGCGCUUCCGCGCCUGGGGUGAAAACUCGUUCCCACCAUCCCUCCUCGCAUCGCUGAUCGCAGCACAGCACAUGAAGCCAUUCCAAUUCUUCCCCAUGCUCUUCCCACCAGCACUGCUCUUCACCAGUUAUGCCAACCUGCAGGGCUUCAAGACCGACACAGCCGGUAUGAGCGCCGCAUUCUCAGGCCUGUACCUGCUCCUAGCAGCACGGCGUCGUCAGCCAUUCAUGAAGAAGUUCGGUGUGCGCGGUGUGGUGCGGGGUGCAACGAUGGGACUGUGUUUGGUUAACUUGAUCGGUGGUGGACUGGCAUAUACCCUUGGCAAGAGGGAGGAAGAGGAGGAUCAGUGA